GCACAUGCUAGCCCAUUAGCUGUUUACCCGGCUUUACCGAGUAGCCAGGUUUUUUAAAAAGUGCUGCCACACCUGUCGGUAUACACCUGGGUUUCACAUAUUACCCGCUGUGUGGGUUCGGUUGUCUUGUCAGGUAUUAAAAGCGUAAGAGCAGCGCGGCUAGCCGGGUGUCAGCGCAGGCUAGUGGAUGUGUUUGUGCGGUAGCCCCGGGUUAGCUCGAUAGCUAGCUGAGCAGCGGCGUUUCCUUUUAAAAGCCCGGAGGAGGAAUGAACCAUAAGAGUAAGAAGAGGAUUAAAGAGGCGAAACGGAGCGCCAGACCCGAGCUGAAGGACUCUCUGGACUGGAUAAAACACGGCUACCAUGAGACCUUCGACCUGUCACACCGCACCGUGAAGGACAACGUGGAGCGUGUGGACGCCCUCCACCUCAGUCCCGAGGAGUUCAUCCAGCGCUUCGAGCGACCCUACAAGCCCGUCGUCCUGCUCGGCUGCCAGGAGACCUGGCCCGCCCGAGAGAAAUGGACCCUGGAGCGCCUAAAACGCAAAUACCGCAACCAGAAGUUCAAGUGUGGCGAGGAUAACGACGGCUACUCGGUGAAGAUGAAGAUGAAGUACUACACGGAGUACCUGGAGUCCACCAGGGACGACAGCCCGCUCUACAUCUUCGACAGCAGCUACGGCGAGCACGCCAAGCGUCGCAAGCUGCUGGAGGACUACCAGGUGCCGCUGUUCUUCAGGGACGACCUGUUCCAGUUUGCAGGGGAGAAACGCAGGCCGCCGUACAGAUGGUUCGUGAUGGGUCCGUCCCGCUCUGGUACCGGCAUCCACAUCGACCCGCUGGGCACCAGCGCCUGGAACGCCCUGGUUCAGGGCCACAAGAGGUGGUGCCUGUUCCCCACCAACACGCCCAGAGAGCUGAUCAAGGUGACCAGAGAGGACGGCGGCAACCAGCAGGACGAGGCUAUCACCUGGUUCAGCGUGGUUUACCCGCGGACGCAGCAGCCAACAUGGCCGCCAGAGUUCAGGCCGCUGGAGAUCCUACAGAGACCUGGAGAGACGGUGUUUGUGCCCGGCGGAUGGUGGCACGUCGUCCUCAACCUGGACACGACGAUCGCCGUCACCCAGAACUUCGCCAGCACCACCAACUUUCCCAUCGUGUGGCACAAAACGGUCCGAGGACGACCGAAGCUCUCCAGAAAGUGGUACCGUAUUUUGAAGCAGGAGCGACCCGACCUGGCGGCGCUGGCGGACAAAGUGGACCUGCAGGAGUCCACGGGUAUCGCGUCGGACAGCUCCAGCGACUCUUCAUCUUCAUCAUCCUCCAGCUCGUCCGACUCGGACUCCGAUGCGGAGUCGGGCUCGGAGGGCGACGCCAUGUCUCACCGCAGGAAGAAGCGACGGACCUGUGGGACGGCGGCCAACGGCGACACCAGCAACCAGGACGACUGCGUCAGCAAGGAGAGGAGCUCGUCGCGGUGACCUCCGACCUCCGGCAGCGGCGGCUUUGCUCUCAGACAGACCUCCACUCCAGCUGCUUCUGGUCGAGUUUACGUCCCC
This is a messenger RNA of Stegastes partitus (bicolor damselfish), 1556 nucleotides long. It is a transcript of the gene jmjd6, whose product is annotated as jumonji domain containing 6, arginine demethylase and lysine hydroxylase. The transcript has 6 exons. NCBI's taxonomy places the organism in Eukaryota, Metazoa, Chordata, Actinopteri, Pomacentridae. Gene Ontology annotation, cellular component: cytoplasm; nucleus. Gene Ontology annotation, molecular function: histone H4R3 demethylase activity; P-TEFb complex binding. The record is from RefSeq and is a predicted model, not a curated record. Gene Ontology annotation, biological process: phagocytosis. Bases 267 to 1478 code for a protein of 403 amino acids.